Molecule: messenger RNA, 2695 nt
Organism: Salmo salar (Atlantic salmon)
Lineage: Eukaryota; Metazoa; Chordata; Actinopteri; Salmoniformes; Salmonidae
Product: protein spire homolog 1
Biological process (GO): intracellular transport; polar body extrusion after meiotic divisions; cleavage furrow formation
Cellular component (GO): cytoplasmic vesicle membrane; cell cortex
Molecular function (GO): microtubule binding; actin binding
Source: RefSeq, a predicted model, not a curated record
AUAAACCCCUGUACGUGAAAUCAGUGGAUGAAACACUGUUGAGGAAUACGGCCGUAACCAUCUCUUUUUCAGUAACAACACGCGUUUCUCAUACAGCUAUAUAGAUAUAUGUUUUUCUCUCUCGAAGACUGCCAUUAUUUACGUGGAUAUAAUAUUAUGUUGUUUAGAUGGCUUAACGGCCGGGGACGGAAUGUUAAUCUCACCAACGCUUCUCCAAGAUAUCCGCGUUGACCAGUAUCUGAACUCCUGGGACAUGAACAUGGACAUCGCCGAUGGAUCGGAGGAUCUUUCCUUGGAGGAGAUUUUAUCAUUGUACAGCCAGCCGAUCAACGAAGAGCAGGCGUGGGCUGUUUGUUACCAAUGUUGCAGAACUUUAGCGCGGAAACACCGGAAGACAAAUUCCAAGACUUCUGGCUCAUCUGUUGGGGAUUUGACGAGAAGGAUAGAAGGACCUGGAGAUGUACGGAUUCUGAGAGAUGGAACGGUUACAUUGCACCACCAAGACAGCACAGAUAAAUCCAGACCUCCCAACACUUCCUUAGAGGUGAUUGAAUCUCUGGGAAUCAUGAUCUACAAGGCGUUGGACUACAGUCUGAAGGAGAGCGAGGAGAGAGAGCUCAGUCCGCCUCUGGAACAACUCAUCGACAUGAUGACCAACAUGGCAGAGAAGGAGAGGGACAGUGACCCCUGCCCUGAUGAAGGUUACGAGGCCACCGAGGAGGAGGAAGACGAGGGAGACCCAAACACUGUCUGUCACGUAAAAGGAUUCAGAGACAUCAUCAUGCUGUGUACGUCCCACCUGCCCAGCCCCUCUGAUGCCCCUAACCACUACCAGGCUGUGUGUCGGGCGCUCUACACCGAGACCAGAGAGCUACGCACCUUCCUGGAGAAGAUCAGGAGUGCCAAAGAGAACCUGCGGCGGAUGGAGGGUGACACGAGAGAGGAACCAGUCAGAGAUCUCAACGAGCUACAGAACGCUGACUGGGCGAAGUUCUGGAUGCAGGUGAUGGGUGAUCUGCGUAACGGGGUCAAGCUGAAGAAGGUCCAGGAGAGACAAUACAGCCCUCUACCUAUAGAGUUCCAGCUCACACCUUACGAGAUGCUGAUGGACGACAUCCGCUUCAAACGAUACAAACUACGGAACGUCAUGCUGAAUGGAGACAUCCCUCCCAGGUUAAAGAAGAGUGCUCACGACGUCAUCCUGGACUUCAUCCGCUCCAGACCACCUCUCAACCCUGUUGCUGCCAGGAAGUUGAAGCCCCACCCUGCGCGGCCGCGAAGCCUCCAUGAGCGCCUCCUAGAGGGCAUCAAACAGGAAAGGAAGCUACGGCCUGUAUCACCUGACAUGACCCGGCGCAGUCACCUGGGAGCAGUCAAAAGCAUCAGCACCCCUCAAGAUCUGAACCGCUGCUCAGACCUGUCCAGUCCGGAUGCCCUCAGAAAGCACGCCAGCAGCAGCAGUACCCAGGCCCUGUCCUGUCCACCAGCUCACGAGGUGGGAGGGGCUCUUGGUCAGAGGAAGAGGCUGCUGAAGGCUCCCACGCUGGCUGAACUCUACAGCUCCGAGUCUGACGAUGAGUCCAGUCACAGCUCCUCCAGUUUGUCGACAUCCAUUUUGGACGCCUCGUCUCCUGAAUCUGUCCUGGGGAAGAACACACCCCCUAGGUUCCUGCCCAUCUCCAUGACUCCCCAGCCUGACAGUCGCCCCUCCCCUCAGAGGAGACGCUCCAUUGAGAAGGAGCCCCCCACCAGCGUACGACCCUUCACAGCCCCCACCAGACAGAGCUCCAAGUCUCUGGAGGACUUCUGCUACCCUGUAGAGUGUCUGGCUCUAACAGUAGAAGAGGUGAUGCACAUCAGACAGGUUCUGGUCAAAGCUGAGCUGGAGAAGUUCCAACAGUACAAAGACAUCUACAACGCACUGAGGAAAGGAAAGCUGUGCUUCUCCUGUCAGACUAAAAGGUUCUCCUUCUUCACCUGGUCCUACACCUGCCAGUUCUGCAAAAGGCCUGUGUGCUCGCAGUGCUGUAAAAAGAUGAGACUUCCCUCUAAGCCGUAUGCCAACCUGUCCGUCUCCUCUCUGGGUCCUACUGACACUCUACCCAGGGAGGAGGCUGGCGGGACAUCAGCCUUGGACACCCCGGAGAAGCCCUCGUCCAGCCAGCACCACAGCCUGACCGUCUCAAGGUUAUCUGAAUACAACAGCGGUGAGGGGUCUCGUGACGAGCCGGAGCUGGAUCUUCCCAAAGAGCUGACCGACGACUGGUGUACCAUGGAGGUCUGCAUCAACUGUAAGAAGUUCAUCUCUGAGAUAGUCUGCAGCAGCAAGCUCUCUCUAACCCUGGCCACCAAGCGAGCCCGUCUGAAGAGGAAGACCCAGUCCUUCUACUUGUCUUCGCCGAACACGGACGAUUACAGACCCUCUGAGAGGACCGUCAACCAGGUUUAGUUUUAGGGUUAGACCUCUCGCUCUCUCGUCCCCUCCUUGGGGGGGGGGGGACCCUGUUCCCUAGAUAGUGCACUACAUUUGACCAUGGACCCUGGUAGUGCACUACAUUAGAGUUCAUAGGGGACCAGGCUACAGGACCCUGGCUGUCACAGUACUCUAUGGACCCUGGCUGUCACAGUACUCUAUGGACCCUGGCUGUCACAGUACUCUAUGGACCCUGGCUGUCACAGUACUCUAUGGACCCUG